GAGACGAGUACAAGCACAUAACGGUUUCGACGAUCACACAGUAAAGACAUACUUCGACUAAUGAUCUAAGCUAAAUGCUAAAGAAAGUUUUUUAAAAUCAAUCAGAAAAUUCCAAAACAAAUAUAGAAAAUGUCAGAGACUAUAAUCAGAAAGUGUGCUUUAAAGCCAUGCUUUUUGUACCGUAAUAAACUCCAUGUGCUGUUGUUCGCGCUUGUGCUAUUUCACAUAAGUGUCGGUAACGCGACGGAAAGAGAUAUUGUUGUCGACCCCGAAAAUCCGCGCUCCUUCACAACAACAACACCACCAACAUCCGUAGACGUGGGCGCUGCAACAAAUCACACGGACGCAGCGAAAAAAAUAACACGUUCGCUGCGUCUGCCGAACACCACAUUCCCGUUACAUUAUCACCUACACAUUACAACGCGCAUACAUCGGGAGAUUUUCGAGUUCACGGGCAAUAUGACUAUUGACAUUGAUAUACGCGAAACGACCAAUGAAAUUGUAUUGCAUGCAAAAAAUAUUACCGUUACGGCGRUUACGAUGCUUGAACUGCACACAAACGAAAAGCUGCUUGACCUCACCUACACUUAUGAGAAGCAUGGCAGCUACUUGAUCAUACAUCCGAUUGAAAAUUAUGCAGCUUUCGAGGAGGGGCAACGUUAUCGGUUAGAAAUUUUAUACAAAGGCCUCUUGCGUGAGGACUCAUUCGGUAUCUAUUGGAUGACCUAUAGUGAUGAUAAAAAUGCCACAGUUUAUGUGACGGCGACGCAAUUUGAGCCGACAAGCGCACGCUUGGCCUUCCCCUGUUACGAUGAGCCAUCAUUCAAAGCGAACUUCACAAUAAGCCUCACGCACAGCAACAAAUACACGGCCAUCUCGAACAUGAUGGUGCGUCAAACUGAACCGAGCAUUGACGCAAAUGCUGCACUCGAUGGCAACAGCGUUGAUGCCACAAUGGUGACAACCACAUUCCACACCACUCCACCGAUGUCGACAUACCUGGUCGCAUUUGUCAUCUCCAAUUUCGUGUAUAUUUCGGAGGAAUAUCGCGGCGUUCAGCAGCGCAUCUUCACCUCACCACGCCUCGCUGAUAGGGGUCGAAAGGCAUUGAAGAAUGCCGUUCGUACAGUCGCCAUGUUGGAGGAUUUCCUUGGUGUCGAUUAUCCGUUGGCGAAAUUAGAUCAUGUCGCGCUGAAGAAUAACUUCGGUGCGGCUAUGGAAAACUGGGGUUUAAUUACCUAUAAAGAGGACAAUCUGGCGAAACCGGAUGACGCGGAUAUGCAUAAGAACUUGAAGGAUGUGAUAACGCAGAAUCACGAAAUCGCACAUCAAUGGUUUGGCAACUUAGUAUCGCCGCAGUGGUGGACAUACGCAUGGCUGAAUGAGGGUUUUGCCACCUAUUUUGGUUAUUUGGUCACCGAUUUACUUUACCCCGAGUAUAAAAUCAUGGACUUCUUUUUGAUCGAUAGUGCUGAACGUGCCUACAGUUACAACUAUAUGACCGUACGUCCGAUGACUUACUAUGUGGAAAACGAGACUGCCAUUUUGUCAACAUUCGACAUUAUAUCCUAUCACAGAGCCGCUUGUGUGAUCAAAAUGUUCCAUCACGCUUUCAAUCAGAAAACGUUCGUACAUGGCAUCAGUCAGUAUUUGCGCAAAUAUCAAUAUACUUUUGCGAAUGAGUUGAAUCUUUUCGAUGAAAUACAAACAGCUGUGGCUGCGGAUCCCACCUUCAGUCAGCAYGCGUGGAGUCAAGACGCCGUGCGCGAUAUCAUGCUCUCAUGGACGCACAGUGAAUGGAUACCGAUCGUGAGCAUAGCACGCGAUUACAUAAGCAAUACCAUAACAAUAAAACAACGUUCGAAAGAUCAGCACUCGCGUGAACACUGGUGGAUACCGUUAAACUUCGCAAGUGCAUCCGCAGCAGAAUUCGAGAACACUAGCGUUGGUUACUUUAUGCCGCCACUGGAGGAGGUAACAUUGAACGCCAGCCAAUUGGGUAUUGAGUUGGGCAUACACGAUUGGCUCAUCGUGAAUAAGCAGCAGACAGGCUUUUAUCAUGUACUCUAUAAUGAUGCGAAUCUCUGGCUGAUCGCCAAACAAUUGCACGACAAUCACACGGUUAUACAUCCACUUAAUCGUGCAGCUAUCUUUCAAGACCUAGGACCACUAAUCGAGAAUAAUGAAAUACAAUCAGUGGAUGUGAUAUUUGAACUAUUAAAUUAUCUGCAAUAUGAGGACAAUCUCAUGCCUUGGAAUCAAGUGGCUGACACAAUUACCUCUCUUGGCAAGAAUCUCUUUGGUACGCCCGCAUACAAAUUGUACACGCACUUUGUGCGCCAACUAAUUCGACCAAUGUUUCGACGACUCUACGAAAUGCCGUUGGCUGAGAAUCUUACAAAUACCGAAACGCUGGCUAGACAAAAGAUUAUGGAAAUGGCUUGCUUCGUCGAUCUGAGAGAGUGUCUCGACUACACCCACAAUCUGGCACACGAAUACAUAUUCGGUAAUACAAAAUUCAACAACGAUAUGAGCUACUAUGCCAUGUAUGAGACRAUUCUCUGUUUAGGCGUUAAAUAUCUAAGCGAUGAAGAAUUCAACGCCAUACUGAAACUAUUCGGUGAAACGCAACGCGACACAUUGUGGUAUGAUGAUCUUAUUUACUCGUUACGUUGUACGCAGAGUAAUUCGCAUCUGCAGCAGUAUCUGAAUUUCUUGCUGGGCGAGAACUCGACUAAAAUUAUGAACGACAACGAGUCCAUGAUGUAUUUAUUCUAUUUGUUCAAAAGUAAUCAUGUCGCACGCCCCGUUAUGUGGACAUUCUUUGAAAGCAAUUAUCGCGUGCUGUGUCGUUCGCAACUGUUUGUUGAGAACUUUAACCGCAUUGCAGAAUACCUGAAGCGUUCGAAUUACGAACAGUUUCUCAAUUUGCGCAAUAUGAUUGCCGCUGAGCUGGCAAAGGAGGGCCGCGAAAAAACCCUUAUUGCUGCAAAUUCGCCGCGUAUUGGUCGGAAAGUAAAAAUCAGCGAGACUUUUCUGGACAAAUUCAAUAAUCAGAUUUACGAGUGGCUCAGGCGACAUCAGCAAGCCACAUAUGCGGCAUCUUUGGGUGCGCGCAGCAGCGCCACACAAAUUGGUCAUCUGUUUCGUGUGGCGGGGAAGUUCCUACGUAAAGUGCUCAUCAAGAAAGGCAGAUGAGCCAUUUAGUUUACUGUUAACUUCUUUUAUAAAGAAUGGAUUAAAUACUAAUUAAACUUUUAUA
Messenger RNA from Bactrocera latifrons, 3262 nucleotides. RefSeq names its product alanine/arginine aminopeptidase. The coding region runs from base 130 to 3198 and encodes 1022 amino acids. The record is from RefSeq and is a predicted model, not a curated record. Gene Ontology annotation, biological process: peptide catabolic process; proteolysis. Lineage: Eukaryota; Metazoa; Arthropoda; Insecta; Diptera; Tephritidae. Gene Ontology annotation, molecular function: zinc ion binding; metalloaminopeptidase activity; peptide binding. Gene Ontology annotation, cellular component: cytoplasm. The transcript is spliced from 7 exons.